UCCACUGGAUUUGCAAAAGGACUGAGAAGUAAUCCUUUCCUGCCCAGUAUUGUUAACGGAAGGGCUUGGCUCAAAAGCCAAUCAAUCCCUCGAGAGGGUGGAGUUUUCAUCGGUGCUUCCAAUUCCAACCAAUCUCAGGGAAGGCAGGAGAGCAAUCCUCCAAUGGGAGCUGAGGAGCCCGUGAUUGUGGUGGAGCAUCGCUACCCUGCCAGGGUUCGGUGGAGCAUUGCGUGAAGCGUCCGUGUGUCUGCGAGAUCUUGCUGUGAGCCAGGUAUCCAUUCUCCUGCGGCAGCUCUAGAACCUACGGAGACUAGAGGUCCGUGGGUGGUGGAGGAUCCUUGGCGUAGCAAAAAAGGAAGGCGAGUGCUCCUGUAUCCACUUCAGACGGUACCCAGACAGGGUCUUACCUUGCAGCUCUUGCUGUUCUGGAACUCACCGAGAUCCCCCUCUGCGUACAAAGUGCUGAGAUUAAAGAACAUCCACCAUUAUUAGAACCAUCACCCUGCAGCUAGCUUGGACAUCCUUAAAAGGGCUCAUCAGAAGUAUCUGAUAUUCAUGAAGACAGAGUUUCAGGGUUUCUGCCUGGAGCCACACCCUCCAGGAGCCGCUGCUUAGCUUCCCCAGCACCCAGCCCCAUCCCAACCAGUUACAACUUGGGCUGUGCUUGGUGUUUCUUGGAAACUGGAACACAGACUCCUCCGACUGCUCUCCAGGCCCUUUGUCCUCAGUGAGCAGAAGACCACAGAAGCUGGCUACUGAAGAGGCUGUCCAGAUAGCAGAGCACCUCACUGGCCUUGCUUAGCACCUUUACUACAGAGCAGUCUCUGAGUGCUGACCACCUACCUGCAGGGACUGCAGAGAGAUUUGUCAGGUGCCCCACUUCACUAAGGGCCACUCUCUAGUGAUCCCUCUAGUGGUGGCCCCACUAGAAAAACGUGGUCUUGAUAGGGUUUGCACUGCCUUGAGUCCUACCUGAGCUGCAGUAGCUCUUCACCUAAAUCUAAUCCACAUCCUAUGUAGAAAACUGUGGACUAUUUUUUUUCUCUCUCCUUCUGGUGAGAAGAGUUUUAACUAUUGAUUCAGUCCCAUCAGUAGUUGUGGUACUAUCAAGAAUUUAUUUUUUUCUGCUUGAGUAAAUUUUGGAUAUAGUUUCCUAGGUGUUGGACCAUUUUGUCUGUGUUUUCAAAUUCACUGACAUCAAGUUCCUGUUUUGAAAGUCUCUGCUCUAUCUAAUCCGUAGCAAUGUCUCCUUUUUCACUGCUAAUACUGGUUAUUUGCGCCUUCUCCCUUUUCUUCUUGAUCAAUCUCAGCAGAGGUUUGUCUAUUUUAUUAGUCUUCACAAAGAACCAACUUCUGGCUCUGCUGCUCCUCUCGAUUGUGUCUUUGUUCUCUAUUUCUUUAAUUUCAGCUCUGAUCUUUUUUGACCUCCUUCCUUCUACAUUUUUUGGGUUCAUUCUGUUGCUCUUUUUCUGAUUUCUUCAAUUGUAUGUUGAGCUCAUUCAUUUUCAGUCUUGCCUUUUUUUUUUCCCUGUUUGCUUGGUGUUAAUGUUUGCUUCUCUCACUUAUCUGUAGCUCAGGCUCACCUCAAGUGCACAAUGAUCUUUUCCCUUACACUCUCAAGUACAGGAAUUACAAUAGGUGUGAGGCACUGGGCCUAGCUUUCAGCCUUUCUUGUUUUCUAAUUUAUAUGUUUGAAAUCUAUAAAUUUCCUGCUAAUACUACUCUCAAACAUGAUCAUAUACAGUAGUAAUUUCAUUGUUCAGUUCCAAGUGUGGCAGUAUAUCUAUUACUAUUACUUGUUUGACCCAUGAAUUAUACAGAAGCAUGUUUUUAAGUUCCCAAAUGUUUCAGGGAUUUUAAGUUUGUUCUUUUAUUUAAAUCUAUCUUAAUUAUGUUCAGAUGAUAUGGUCUAUGUGGUAACUCUUGAAAUUUAUUGAGACUUGUUCUCUUGCUUAGUACACGAUUUAUAAUUAUUAAUGUUUCCUAUGUGCUCUAUAAGAAUGUAUGUCCUCUGAUUAUUGAAUAUAGAAAUCUGUGUGUCUGUUAGCAACUAUCUUAUUCAAAUUAUAUUUACCUAAACUGGUUACUUUUGUUAUGAUCAACAGUUUUUAAAGUUAACUCUUACAGUGGAGUUCUCUGUUUUCUUCUUAUAGUUUCCUUUUUUAACAUAAAUUAAGAAUUGUUAUAUUUCUUGUAAAAGUGUGAUAUCCUUCUCUAUUCCUGAUGAUAGAGGAAUUAUGCCAGGUUAUCUUGUAUUAAUGUAACAGCACAAGCUUUUCUUGUUAGGGUUUGGGUGGUAUAUAACUUUCUAUCUUUUUACUUUUAAGAAUUUUUUACACCUUUGUGUUUUAAUUAUAUUUCUUGAAAACAGCAUAUGGCUGGACUUUUUUUAAAAAAAACUAAUCUUGGGCUGGGCGUAGUGGCGCACGCUUUUAAUCCUAGUACUUGGGAGGCCGAGGCAGGUGGAUCUCUGCUUUUGAGGCCAACCUGGUCAACAUAGUAGUGAGUUCCAGGCCAGCCAAAGCUAUACAGUGAGACCCUGUCUCAGAAAAAAAAAAGUUUAUCUAAUGACCUCUGCCUUUAAAACUUAGCAAGUUUUGUUUACACUCCCUUUAGGUUGUUUGCAAUAGUUUCUACCAUUACUUUCUUAUUUUGAUUUUCUGCUACUUUUUGUAUGCUUCCUAUCCUCCUUUUUCACCUGCUUUUUUUAGUUUUAAGGUUUUUUUCUAUUUUUCUACUCUUUGGUUAUCUUUGACAUUCUACCAUGAACUUACAAAGUUCAAACAAUAUUUUCAGUGUUUCUUGAAGAGUGCAGGAAGCUAAGAAACCCGAUUUUAGUCAUUCCUCUGCUAAGCACUUGAUUUUGUUUUCAAGUAUGUGAAUGUAUUCCUUGUUUCUUGCUUGGUUGUUUUGUGAUCUCAUAGUUCUAUAUUAUUGGUAUUGUUUAUAUAGACAGGCAGUAUUUGUACAUGCAUACUUUCUUGCAUCUCAGAACCCCCCCCCCUUAUGGCUUUAUUCUCUUUCUUUAUGAAUAUAGUGUUUGUCUACUGUUUUAGUUCAUCUCUCCCGGUAUUAAACUCCCCAGAUCUUUGCUCUGAGUUACAGGCUUUAUCUUCAUCCUUAGGAGAGUUUGCUCAACCUUUAAAACGCGUGUAUAUGCCUUGUUGCCUUUAAAAAAGUACAUUGUCAGUCUAAUUGUGGUUUGUUUUCAUUCAUCUGGUUAGUAAGUAGGGUGCACAGGGAAUUCUGCGCUUUCAUUCGAGCAUCUUUAGACUUGUUUCUUUUUUUAUUUAUUCUAGUUUUGAAAUGUGUUUCAUGGCUUAGUAGAUGCAUGGUGUGUGUGUGUGUGUGUGUGUGUGUGUGUGUGUGUGUGUGUAAUUUCUGGAAAGUUCUCAAUUAUUAGAGUCUUUCUGGGUUUUUUUCCUCAGAAUGCAACUACUCAAGUUUUGUAACUCCCAAUUCUGUUUUUCAUAACUCAUAACAGCUCUUUGUUAUUUUCUGUCUCCCUGUACUUCAUUUAGGGACAUUUCAUCAGGUAUAUGUUUUAGUUUAUUCUCUUAGUUUAAUCUGCCUUCUGCUUUUUCCAUUGAGUUUUUUCUUUUGUGUUUUCUUUGUAAAAGAUUCAUUUACUUUCUAGUCUUUUUUAUCUCAUUUGUUGUUCGCUCAAAUUGUGAUUACAUCUACUAGUUAUUUAAGUAUAAUUUUUGUUAAAUCAGAAUUCACUUUUGUGUAUAUGGCACUGUAAAUAUUGUUCACAUCUGAACUGCAUAGCACACUAACUUAUCAUCUCUACUGUGCACCUUUUUGUUUUCCUAAAAUCCAGUGUUCUAGGUGUUGUUUAUUUUUCUCUUCCUAGUGUUGUAGCACUUGCUACUAAUUCUCAGUAAUUCUAUUAGAAUUAAAAAUUCUUCUUAGAAAUUAUUUGUGGAAUCCAAAUCAGAUCAUGUUUCCCUAGCCUGCUCAAAAUUCUCCCAGGACCCCCAGUUCCCUCAGUACACAAGCCAGAAUCAUCUCCAUGGCCUAGAUGUUCCUACACAGGGGAGAUCCUUCACCUCUUUCAUCUCAUUGCUAUCAGCCUCACUCCUCUCUGGCUAUCUUUGCCUUUUUCCUAAUCCUCAAGCAUGCUAGGGGCCUUCCACCUGCAGGGCCUCUGUAUUUGCUGUUUUCACUACCUGGGACAUCCUUCUUCCCAAAUAAUUUGAUGACUUAACUAAGUCUUUCUAUAUUAAGUUUUCCCUAGAGAAAUAUCUCCUAACCAACAUAUAUAAAAUAGCUCUGUUCCUCUCCAUGUUGUAUCAUAUCCUAUUUUAUGUUAUAUCUUCUACAAAGCACUGAUCACUAUUUGAUAUAUCUUUAUUUAUUGUGGUUAGUGUUUGUCUCUACCAAAUAACCUGUAAGCUCCUCAAAACAGAGAUUUCUGUGUUGUUUACUGCUGUAACUCCAGUGUCAAGGACAGUGUGUAAUAAUAUUUGGUGAACAUUCAAUAAAAUAUUUG
Molecule: messenger RNA, 4495 nt
Organism: Apodemus sylvaticus (European woodmouse)
Lineage: Eukaryota; Metazoa; Chordata; Mammalia; Rodentia; Muridae
Gene: Kantr
Product: KANTR integral membrane protein
Exons: 4
Coding region: 1243-1473 (76 amino acids)
Source: RefSeq, a predicted model, not a curated record